AUGUUGGAAGAAUAUGAAGCAGUGAUGGCAAAGAAAGAUGAGACCAUGGCAAAUAUCCAAAAGAUGAUAGAGUCACGGUGUGAGAAGAUAGCUGAGAUUGAAGAGUCACUUGAAGUCAGCCAGAGAGAAGCUGAGAAAGAGAAAGAAGCCAGUGUGCAGGUCUUCACUGACCUGAUCCGCUCCAUCCAGAGAAGCCAGGCCGAGCUGGUUGAGCUGAUUGAGGAGAGGUACAGAGCAACAAAGCAAAAGGCCGAAGGUUUCCUCACAGAACUGAGGAUGGAAGUCGCUGAGCUCCAGAGCAGAAGCAGCCAGCUGGAGCAGCUGUCACAGUCUGAGGAUCACCAUCAUUUUCUCCAGAGCUUCUCAACCCUGUGCUCUCCUUCAAACAAGGACUGGACCAACGUCAGUGUUCACAGCCAUCUGUCUUUGGAGGCAGUGAGAGGGGCUGUGAGUCUGCUGAAACAAAGACUUGAUGAAAUAAUGGAGGAGGAUCCUGAGAUCAAAAUGAACAGAAUGAGAGAACAUGCAGUGGACUUGACCUUUGACCCUGACACAGCAAAUUACUCACUUGUUAUCAGCCAGGAUGGAAAACAAGUGACACAUGCAGGCACAAUACAGAAUCUUCCCUACAGUCCAAAGAGAUUUGAAGUGUGUGUAGAGGUUUUGGCAAAGGAGGGGUUCACAUCAGGGAAGUUUUACUAUGAAGUGCAAGUGACAGGAAAGACUAACUGGUAUCUUGGAGUGGUCAGAGAGUCUGUUGAGAGAAAGAAAACAUGGAUUUGUUAG
Molecule: messenger RNA, 786 nt
Organism: Epinephelus fuscoguttatus (brown-marbled grouper)
Lineage: Eukaryota; Metazoa; Chordata; Actinopteri; Perciformes; Serranidae
Product: E3 ubiquitin-protein ligase TRIM7-like
Exons: 2
Coding region: 1-786 (261 amino acids)
Source: RefSeq, a predicted model, not a curated record